Molecule: messenger RNA, 2530 nt
Organism: Xenopus laevis (African clawed frog)
Lineage: Eukaryota; Metazoa; Chordata; Amphibia; Anura; Pipidae
Product: protocadherin gamma-B5-like
Exons: 1
Coding region: 5-2530 (841 amino acids)
Source: RefSeq, a predicted model, not a curated record
UUCCAUGGACAAAGGAUACUGUAUUUGUCUCCCAAAAGAAAUACGUUGGAUUUCUAGAAGAUUUCAUAAACUGACAAAUGCUGAGAUGAAUACCCAACAAGCACAGACAAACAAGGGAUGCAAAUGGCAAGUACAAUUUCUGUUCUUGGUCUUAUUGCUUUGUCAUUCAGUCUCUGCCCAGCUUCAAUAUUCCAUUGCUGAAGAACCGAGAAAAGAUUAUGUUAUAGCAAAUAUUGUGAAUGAUCUUGGAUUGGACAUUAAAGAGGUUAUAUCUCGGAAAUUCCGUAUUGUUUCCCGUGUGGCAGAGAAAUAUUUGUCUGUAAAUUUAGGAAAUGGUGACCUGUAUGUGAAGGAUAGGAUAGACAGAGAAAGACUGUGUCGGACUGCACCUUCCUGCUUCCUAACCUUUGAUGCAGUGGUUGAAAAUCCCUUAAAUAUUUUCAGUGUCAAAAUCGAAAUUCAGGAUAUAAAUGAUAAUUCUCCAGUUUUCUUUCCUGAGAUUUUCACUUUAGAAGUGAUUGAACUAACACCACCAGGAACUCAUUUGGUUUUACAAAAUGCAGAAGAUCCAGACAUUGGCAUUAAUGCUGUUCAGUCAUAUAGAAUUAGUGACAAUCAGUAUUUCAGAUUGAAUGAAAAGAUCAACAGUGAUUUGAGUAAAACUCCUGAGCUUGUGUUAGAGAAACCUCUAGAUCGUGAGACACAAAGUAUUCAUGAAUUAAUCUUAACAGCCUCUGAUGGGGGAAACCCCUUAAGGACUGGGACUGCUCUAAUUAGGAUUAUUGUUACUGAUUCCAAUGACAAUUUACCUGUGUUUACACAAGAAGUAUAUAAAGUCAGCAUAAGUGAAAAUGCACCAAUAAAUUCUACUGUAAUUAUUUUAACGGCAACUGACAAAGAUGAUGGUACAAAUGCACAGAUCAAAUAUUCCAUUAGCAAAAAAUCAGAAAACAACUUUUAUGCUAGUGUUUUUACUAUAAAUCCUAUUAGUGGAGAAAUUACAACAAAAGAAAGUUUAAAUUUUGAAAACACAGAACACUAUGAAAUGUCAGUACAAGCUAAAGAUGGAGGCGGCUUGGUAGCACAGUCCAAAGUUUUAAUAGAAAUUAUAGAUGAAAAUGACAAUGCACCUGAGAUAUCCAUCAGCUCACUAUCUACUCCUAUUUCUGAGGACUCAGCUCCUGGCACUUUGAUAGCCCUGAUUGAGGUUCAUGAUCAAGACUCUGGAGAAAAUGGAGAAGUUGACUGUCAGAUAGUUGGCGCAUCACCCUUUCAGUUACUUUCAUCCUCCAGCAGAUACUAUAAAAUUAUAACUGCAAGUGCCUUGGACAGAGAGAAGGUACCAUGGUAUAAUAUUACAGUUAUUGCUACAGACAGUGGAUCCCCUCAACUUUCCACCAUUAAAUUCAUCAAGCUGGAUAUAUCAGAUGUUAAUGAUAACUACCCUAUGUUUAUGAAAUCUACAUUUGUGGCCUAUUUGCCUGAAAACAAUCUACCAGGAGCUUCUAUAUACAGUAUACAAGCAUCUGAUUUGGAUAUUGGAGAAAAUGCUAAAAUUAUUUAUUCAAUUUCCAACAUAAAUACAGAGGAUUUUCCUGUGUCCCCUUAUUUCUCAAUUAACAUUGAGACUGGAGUUCUUUAUGCUCAGAGAUCCUUUGAUUAUGAGCAGCACAAGGAGUUUCACAUCAACAUAAUGGCUAAAGACAAUGGAUUUCCAUCUAUGAGUAGCAAUGCAACCUUGAUUAUCCACAUAAUAGAUCAGAAUGAUAAUGCACCACAAAUCUUGUAUCCAUCAACAGAAAGUGGUGGUUCUCCUUUUUUUGAGAUGGUUCCUUUUGCCGCUGAGCAAGGUUCUUUAAUAACAAAGGUCAUUGCGGUGGAUGCCGACUCUGGACAUAACUCGUGGCUUUCUUACCAUUUCAUACAAAUGUCGGACCCAUCCCCCUUCAGCAUUAGUCAGAAUACAGGUGAAAUUCAGACAUCACAUAUGUUUCAGGAGAAAGAUAUUUUAAAGCAUAAGGUGGUGAUUAUGGUAAAGGACAAUGGGUACCCUUCACUCUCAGCAACAGUUACUUUAAGCAUUUAUGUUGGUGAUCAUUUCCAGCAAAUGAUUCCCAAGCUCAACAAUCAGUUUAGUGAUGCAGAGUCAACAUCGAGUAUGCAAAUUUACCUGGUAAUAGCACUUGGUCUAAUAUCUUUGCUGUUUAUCAUAACUAUUGUGUUGGUUAUCAUUUCAAAAUGUAAGGAGUCCAAACCACCACCAGACUUUGCAACUUUAAAUCCGAAUUUAUAUUCACAAUUCGAUCCCAGGAUGUUUUCUAAAUACAAUAAUGGAACUUUGAGCCUUCCCUAUUCCUACAAUGUUUGCGUAGCUCUGGAUACCUCUGAAAGUGACUUCAGUUUCCUAAAGCCAAAUCAGGAUGUCCCUGUAGACAAUCUUAUUGAUGCUGAUGAUGUUUCAGGAAUUGGAAAUGAAAGUUCAAAAGAUAAUUUGUCACAAUCACAGGUGAGUCGUUUUAAUAUGUUAUAG